AUGGGGCUGAUGGACGGCUCUUCCUCCACCCCCUCACUCGGGCUCACUGACGACGACCGAUUAAUUUUCACCGACUCUGAAACACCAUACGCCAAGUUUGAACGGAUGUUUCCGGUGGUGCUGCUCUUCACGAUCCUGUUUGUAUUUCUCAUCGCGUGUAUCUACGAUUGUCGCAGACCACGGUUGUCGCGUUUUGCUAUAAUGCACCAUCAUGGCUCCUGGGUGAUCAUGUGGAUAUCUCUAGCUAUUGCCGCAGCCAGCCCUCCAGAAGGCAAAUGUCUAAAUGGCUUCCCGGUGAAAGAAACUGCCGACAUUCUACGGGCUAUCGUUGCGAAGUACGGUGAGCAACGGAGGGACAGCGAUGCACAGGGGAACCAGUACUCUUCAAUACUCAUCGACGACGCUGCUGAUGUACAGUGGAACAACCGAAGUUUUCGGCUGAACACCCCCGAGAAUACGGACGCGACGUUUCACCUAAAAGCGCUGCAGUUUCUUGACGAGGAGGUCUUCAUUGUGCCGCUGCGUAUAAAAUCCGCGUGGAGAGCCAUCCACCCCGAUCGAACUUAUGCUCUAAAAAAGAUAACAUUUGAUUGCGGACGAGAUGAAAGGGCUUGCGGUUUGCAAUGCUGUCCGCGACGUUCAUCAGCUCUACAAGAGAAAUUCAUGUGCGAAAUCACCGAAAAGCGGAAACGCUUGCGGCGCGCGGUUGCAACUCGAGCGAGGCAGUACUAUAAUGACUACCAGGUGAUGGAAGGGGACAUUCUCUAUUCGUUGGAGAAGAAGGCGGGUAUGAACUGUGUCUAUCGGCUCAGUCAAUUCGACCAGCUCUACCAAAACCGCACUCAAUUUCACAUCCGGACGGAAGCGAUCUACUACAAGUGUCCUGCAGGACACGGCUGUUGCUCGUUGGGAUGUGUCAAAAUCGAAGAUGGGAGCCAAGUCUCCCGUAUUCAGGAGAUUCAAGUCUCACCGGUUCACAGCGUCCCGUGGAGAGGUAGUGCCAUUGAUAUGUUGCGAUCUAUCGUUGAUGAACGAGGGCUGUGGUGGAUUGCCGCGGGCAGCGGAUGUCUCAUUGCAUUUGUCCUGCUUCUCCUAUGCGCACGACAAAGGGCUCAACGAAUGGCGAAGCACGACAUCGGUCUCCCCAGAACACGUCUCGAACACCGGCAGGCGACGACUGAGACACAAACAUCUAGCCUUAGCUUAUACUCCGGAGCUGUGACGAGCCGAUCGAUGGGUCAACUAUUGCCGGAAGACGAUUUGUAUGGCAUUCAUCAAUGGGGAAGGCCCCGAUCAAUGGUUGAAAGUGGAAAGAGCCCCUAUUCGACAUUCAUCCACCCGAAUCACAGUCUAACAUGGAACCCUGGGCGAAUGGGUAGAGUGGCCGGAGUACGGAGGCCGCCGCUCCUCUCCACCUUCAAACCAAUGCAACUGUCGUAUGCGGGAGAAUAUUCUGAAAUGGAUGAUUUGGCCGAAUGCGGACUUCCUCUAGUAACAAAAGAUUUGCCG
This is a messenger RNA of Mesorhabditis spiculigera, 1509 nucleotides long. The record is from the annotation of a GenBank genome assembly. Lineage: Eukaryota; Metazoa; Nematoda; Chromadorea; Rhabditida; Rhabditidae.